This is a messenger RNA of Acaulospora morrowiae, 1191 nucleotides long. Lineage: Eukaryota; Fungi; Glomeromycota; Glomeromycetes; Diversisporales; Acaulosporaceae. The record is from the annotation of a GenBank genome assembly.
AUGUGUGGAGUGAUAGACACUAAAAACACUGUCGGCUCAAGCUCAAGAGAUCUAUUUUACCUUGACUUAUCGAAAAAUUUUAAAGAUUCGUUACCAAUUAUUGAAAUUUCAUCUAAUUUACCGGUAAAAAACAUGUGGACAACGGCGAACGCAUAUGGCUCAACAAUUUUUUUGUGUGGCGGCUGGUUAAGUUAUGUGUCAAAUGGGACUCUAGAUAAUAUCGACUAUGUUUUUACAUUUUCAACUCAGGAUAAUACAUGGCAAAGACCUUCAAUCUAUGGUACGCCACCGACUUCACAUCCGCUUGCAGCCGUAUCCUCUGUUAUUGAUAAAGCUGGAAAAAUAUAUUUAUUUGGAGGAGACAAUGGUACUACAGCUUAUAGUAAAAUGUAUAUAUUGGAUACUAUAAAUUUAACGUGGUUAGAUAGCAGCGAUGCAGGCAUGGCCUUUAAUAAAACGCUCUAUGCAAGUGUUUUAUUAAAUAAUGGUGAGAUUCUAUACAUUGGCGGUUUGUAUCCAUCGGGGCCAGCUGGUGCUGUGGCGGUGUCCAAUGAGAUUUAUUUAUUUGAUAUUCGAAAGAAUGCAUGGACAACAGAAUUUAUUUCAAAUAUAACUCAAGCAACAACUGGAAAACCAACUACAACUGAAGACCCAACUACAGCCAGUGUCUCAACUUCACCCACCACGAAUUCAAAUCCACAAAGUAGCACGACUCUAAUAGCCAUAAGUGAAGAUAUGCAUUAUACUUUCUUGUUUCUUUUCCAUAUCUUUACGGCAGCCUUAAGAACAAAUGACGCGUCCGCGAUAGACUGCCCUGUUCUAUUGGAAGCCAGUAAACUGUCAAGUUGUCAUCGUAUACGGCUGGCUGAUUUUAAGAUAAAAGGCUAUUGGGUUUUUUUAGAUGAAAGCACAAUGACAACUAGUUCGGCUCUUAAAGGAAUGCCAGGAUACAUUAAUCCACAGUGUGUUCUUACGUAUGGAUUUAAGAGAAACAAAAAGUCGGACAUUUUCAGCUAUGGAAUCAUUUUAUGGGAAGUAUCGAGUUGCAAACCUCCAUGUCCACCGCUCAAUCCAAUUGAAGGUACUCCCAGAAAUUUUGUUGAAUUGUAUAAAAGAUGCCAAAAUAUAACUCCAGACGAACGACCGAAUAUAGAAGAAAUAGUUUCUAUUUUACAGACUCUUGCUUAUUAA